AUGGUGAUGGACUCAAAGAUUGUGCAGAAAUUAAGGCCUUAUGUGGGAUUGCAAAAGCUGCUCUACAGAAAUGCAAUUGCGGCUGCCAUUUUCAUUCCUUUUGCCAUCAUUUUCGAUAGGAAAACAAGGCCAACAAUGACGUGGAGUGUCUUCUGGAAGAUAUUGCUGCUUGCCUUACUUGAUCCGGUUAUCGGUCAGAACAUGUUCUAUGCCGGCAUGAAAUAUUCAUCGGCCACAUUUGCUGCAGCACUGUGCAAUCUCAUUCCAGCUAUUACUUUCGUAUUGGCUUGGAUUCUCAGGAUUGAAAAUGUGAACUUCAAAAGCUUGCGCAGUAAUGCAAAGAUUAUGGGGACUUUGGUUACUGUUGGAGGAGCCAUGAUUAUGACUUUAAUUAGUGGUCCUAUAAUUGGAUUGCCAUGGACACAUGCAUCACACGAUAAUCAAGCUUCCGCAAAUCCUAAUGAUAAGGAAAAUCCCGUUAAGGGAGCUCUCAUGAUUUCUAUUGGUUGUAUUGGUUAUUCCGCCUUCUACACUCUUCAGGCAAUCACAUUGAAGUCAUACUCAGCCGGGCUUUCUCUAACGGCUAUGGUGUGUUCUAUUGGAGCCUUUCUUGGAACUAUUCUCACAUUCUUGGCCGAAAGAGGAAAUGUUUCGGUGUGGGCUUUUGGAUGGGACGCCAAACUCUUAGCAUACGUCUAUGGGAGCCAGAAAGCAACAGAAAUUUCCCAACAGAAAGCAAUCACAAACCCUUUAACAAAUGAUGAGUCUAAAGAUGACGUUUCAAAUGGCUCAAACACUAUAACUGGUCCUGACGCUGUUUAG
Striga asiatica is the source of this 822-nucleotide messenger RNA. The record is from the annotation of a GenBank genome assembly. NCBI's taxonomy places the organism in Eukaryota, Viridiplantae, Streptophyta, Magnoliopsida, Lamiales, Orobanchaceae.